Messenger RNA from Rana temporaria (common frog), 4362 nucleotides. It is a transcript of the gene TTLL7, whose product is annotated as tubulin tyrosine ligase like 7. The coding region runs from base 353 to 3061 and encodes 902 amino acids. Gene Ontology annotation, molecular function: tubulin-glutamic acid ligase activity; tubulin binding. Gene Ontology annotation, cellular component: cilium. NCBI's taxonomy places the organism in Eukaryota, Metazoa, Chordata, Amphibia, Anura, Ranidae. The transcript has 21 exons. Gene Ontology annotation, biological process: microtubule cytoskeleton organization; protein polyglutamylation. The record is from RefSeq and is a predicted model, not a curated record.
AUCUCGCAGCUUUCAUACGGAUCCCUCGGGGUGACAUCGACCUUCCCUGGAGACCGUCUCCGCCAAACAAUGCCAAUCCCCGGAGGUGUGCCCACGUGACCGGCGCCGGGUGCCCCCCCCCCUUCUCAGCACGCAGUGGUACGGUCGCGCUUUGCAGUAACCUCCACUGUCCGGGGAUCGCAGAGAGAAGAGCGAUCAGAGCGGAGACCGACCGGGGGGACGGGUUCACCUGAGUAAUCUUGUGAUGCCAUUUGGGAAAUCUCCAGAGAUGAUAUGACGAGCGGUUCAUGUGAGCUGGGUACGGAUGUCCACUGUGUCCCUCUGACUCUACAUUGCCGCUUCCCUGGUCAUCAUGCCAUCCUUGCCUAAUGAGUCUGAUCGCCAUGCGUCAUCCAGCUUGUCCUUAGGUUCAGCUUUGCCUUAUCAGUCCAAUGGCUCCAACAGGAGAAAGAUCAGAAAGAAGAGGAAAAAUGGAAUCAUCACAGCAAACGUUUCUGGAACUAAAUAUGAGAUCGUCCGUCAGAUAACUGAAGAGAUGCAUUUUGUGAAAAGUCGGGAUGAUGACGAAACGGCGUAUCUCAUCUGGAGUGAUUGUGCCGUACAACAUGAGAAGAUUGCAGAGCUCAGGAAUUAUCAGAGGAUUAACCAUUUCCCAGGGAUGGGAGAGAUCUGCCGGAAGGACUGCCUUUCAAGAAACAUGACCAAAAUGAUCAAGUGUCAGCCUCAUGAAUACAGCUUUAUUCCACGCACCUGGAUAUUCCCAGCUGAAUACACUCAGUACCAAAACUAUGUGAAAGAAUUAAAGAAGAAGCGGAAACAGAAAACCUUUAUUAUCAAACCUGCCAAUGGGGCAAUGGGUCACGGCAUUUCUCUGAUACGAAAUGGAGAGAAGCUCCAGGCGCAAGAUCAUCUGAUUGUUCAAGAAUAUCUCGACAAACCGUUCUUGCUGGAAGGAUACAAGUUUGACUUGCGGAUUUACAUCCUGGUCACUUCCUGCGAUCCGCUAAGGAUAUUUCUAUACAAUGAUGGUCUGGUCAGGAUGGGGACAGAGAAGUAUCAUCAGCCAUCUGAGUCCAAUCUGAACCAGUUGUACAUGCACCUGACCAACUACUCUGUGAACAAACACAAUGAGAACUUCGAGCGGGACGAGACGGAGGACCGAGGUAGCAAGCGAUCCAUCCGGUGGUUUACCGAAUUCCUACGUGCCAAUGACCAUGAUGUGGCCAAAUUUUGGAAUGACAUUUCUGAACUGGUGGUGAAGACGAUAAUAGUAGGGGAACCUCAUGUGCUCCAUGCUUACCGCAUGUGUCGGCCUGGCCAACAACCGGGCAGCAACAGUGUCUGUUUUGAAGUUUUGGGCUUUGACAUUAUUUUGGACAGAAAGCUGAAGCCCUGGCUGCUUGAGAUCAAUCGUGCUCCAAGCUUUGGAACCGAUCAGAAGAUUGACUAUGAUGUGAAGAAAGGAGUUUUGCUAAAUGCGUUAAAACUUUUGAACAUAAGAGCGAGCGAUAAAAAGAAAAAUUUGGCCAAACAGAAGGCAGAGGCUCAAAAAAGACUCUAUGGUCAGGGAUCCAUGAAACGGCUGUCGCCGGGGUCGUCUGAUUGGGAAAAACAGCGCCACACGCUGGAGAGGAGGAAGGAGGAACUGAAAGAACGACUUGUUCAGGUCCGUAAACAGAUAUCCAAGGAAGAGUAUGAAAACAGACACCUGGGGAACUACAGGCGUAUCUACCCACCGGAGGAUAAACUGCUGUUAGAAAAGUACGAGGGUCUUCUGAGCACAGCCUUCCAGACGUUCCUUGCUGGCAGGGCCGCCUCGCUGCAGCGUGAGAUGAAUAAUCCGCUGAAAAGGAUGAAGGAGGAAGACAUUUUGGAUCUCCUUGAACAGUGUGAAAUAGAUGAUGAAAAGCUGUCUGGGAAAUCUACUCGGCACAAAGAGCCACGGACAUUGUCCUCCAUGCCAGAAUGCACCCCGACCUCAAAAAAGAAAAACUACAGCAGCAACAGCAGCAGCUCCGGCUCAGGCAGCAGCACAGACAGCGAGGAAGAACCACUGGUGAAGGAGAAGAAGGUUUCCUAUGAGCUGGAGGAACAGAAAUAUAAAUCCCUGGAAAGGUCCAGUAGAAUACAUUGCAAACCUCCCAUCAAAACUCGACCCUUUAUUUAUUCUUCUCCGUCAUCAUCUAAUCCUAUUCGUCGCUCUGUCAGCUGUCCCCGUUCCAUUACUGCACUCAAUGCACAAUCGCCACAUGUAGAGCAAAGACCCCUUUCAUCAAAAGUCUCCGCACAGGUUUCAAGACCCUCUUCUGGAAACCGGACCAACUCUCUUAAUCGCAGUUCAUCAUCACAUAGAGUUCCGCACACCGGUACUUGUGCCAGUAUGUACCCAACACUGAAUGAGACCGGGUUGCAUCACUUAACAAAAGACCAGGAGGAGGAAUUAACUCGACAGACCCUACUUGUUCUCAGAGACAUGAGAAUCAGGUUCCCAGGGAAGAUGGAUGAGGAUGAAACUUGCUCUAUUAUAGAUGAAAUAAUGGAAAAUUGGCGAUAUCACAAGCCCAAAGUGGCUUCUUACUGGCUGAUAAAACUUGACUCUGUGAAGCAGAAAAAGAUAUUAGAUAUAGUGAGAACAAACGUCCGCUCGGUCCUUCAGCGAAUUUGGAAGGUGUCUGAUGUAGAGUGUUUACACUUGUACCGAAGUUUUAACCGAGUGUUUAACCGUCUCCUUUGGAGUCAUGGGCAAGGGCUAUGGAGCUGUUUCUGCGAUUCUAGUACGUCGUGGGAGACGAUAUUCAGCAAGAGCACCGAGGUUGUGACACCUGACCAGCUCCAGUGCUGCCAUCGAUUAGUCCAGCUCUGCAAGGACUGCUUGCUCGUGGUUUACAAAUAUGCAACAGAUUCCCGGAACUCGUUGGCGGGUGUGAGUCCAGACUGGAGCGACACAAGGUAUUUACUGCCGGUGGUCCCACAAUUCAGCAUUAAAAUGUCAUCUUCCAGCACUGGUUUGUCUGGAUUGCCUCGUUCCAACUAUGUGUUUACCUCAAGACUUCAUCAUUAAUGAGGGAAUAGAAUGUUUUUUUUUUUCCUUUUGGGCCUUGUAAAUAAUAGCAUUUUAAUUUCCUGUCUACUUUCUGAUGGUGCUAAGCACAGCUGUCCUACUGCACCGAUACAGAUCCACUGAUACUGUAGAUGUUUGAACUAUGCUAAUUUGUUUACAGGAUCCCAGAAUGUCUAGAUUCAGGCAAAGCCUCUUUGUUUUGUUAAUUUUCGGCACAGUAUACAAUGUAUAAUUAAUAGAAUACUAACUUAUUUUGCUUGCAUAAGGAAUGAUGUGAUAUUUAUUAAUAUGUAUGCUAAAGUGUGCCACAUCAUCUAUACACAUUGAAGAUGGAUAUUUUAUGUUCUCAGGCACACAAGGGCAACCAUUUUGUGUCAUAGAACACAUACAGCCAUUUUGUGCAAAAAGGAAUGCUUGAAGGCAGCCAUUUUGUGUGAUGGAACACACAAAGGCAGCAAUUUUGUACAAGGGAAUGCUUGAAGGCAGCCAUUAUGUGUGAUGAAACACACUAACACAGCCAUUUUGUACAAGGGAAUGCUUGAAGGCAGCCAUUUUGUGUGAUGGAACACACAAAGCCAGCCAUUUUGUACAAGGGAAUGCUUGAAGACAGCCAUGUUGUGUGAUAGAACACAUAAGGGCAACACGUGUGCCGAGAAGGGAAGCCAUUUUUUUUUGCUCAGUGACUGAAGUUUAUCAUUUCACUUUGUCUUGACGCUAGAAUAUGGUAUAUUGAUAGGCUUUGUUUUCUUGGCUUCCCUACAAAAUAUCCAUCUCCACUGUUUUUGAUGGCUACUUUAGCAAGCUGAAAUGCACAAAAAAUUAGAUAAGUAGAAAAACAAUAGGAACUUAAUAAUGAAAAUGCAGCAGUGUUUGGAAAAAAAAACAUAUUAUCAGCCAAAAUCUUGACAAAACGUAAUCCAUUAUUUGAACAUAUUGCAUUUAUUUAAGAAUGAAGAUGGUGGAGGGAUGCUGUUUCGUGUUUGCUUGUGAAUGACCUCCGACCUUGCUGGCUCCAUAACAUCUACUUCAAAACAUACCAAAAUAACAAACAGACACAUUUUCGGUUCUGUUCUUAUUUUACCUAAUUUCCUACCCAAUAUCAUCCUUUUUUAUUAUUGUUUUACCUCACAAACAUUGUUAUUGAUUGAUUGUCAGCAUUUCCAGUUGUGUCUUUAUUAUUUCAAAUGUUGCCAUUUUAUUCUUUCAGUGUAUAGCCUUGUGUCUGCCAAAAAUUGCCCUAGCUGUCACAAACUGUUACGUUUAUUUUUUAUAAAUGAAAAAUGUUGAACGUUUUAACAAAA